CUAUUACCAUUAUCGUAGGGCCACUUUUUCCUUCCAACUCUAUGCUAUUCGGUCCGAGUAUACGACCGCAUUAAGAAAAGAGAGAAAAAAACAGAGACAACCGAAUCCGGAUUAUUUUUAUAGAAUGGCGUUACACAACGAAUCCUCAAUUCUCCAAUGAAGCACCUUGCCACUAACAGCCUUACGACCUUACAGUCCAUUACAGGAUUUUAUUUAACAUGUUGAAAGAAAUGAACAAGAGAGUAUCACUGAAAUGUGUUGGAAAGACGACGUGCCUCGAACAACAGUUAGACAUCUCUGAAUCUAAAGUAUAAAAAUCUUUACAAUUUCGUGCACUCUAAUAAGCAGAACGGUUUACGCUCUACAGGUAUCAACCUACUCAUCAUUUCCUUAAAAUCGCUUUGUAUGGCCUUUUCAAGAUUUUGGAGAAUUUCGCUCGCGUUUUAACUUCAAACAAUCCGAUAAAUUACCUCAACGUUUAAAUAAAGAAAUACGCAACAAGAAAAUUAACUUGGAUAAUAAUUUAUAUUUAAAACUGAAUUGUAAUAGAUUGAAUACUUAAACAAAGAUUUGAGCUCAUAAAAUUUAUUUAGGCUCUGAGCGUGAAGGUUCUAAUCAUCCUAGUUUCUUGGUCGCGGAGCCUAUUAUCUGCUUGGAUUUUACAUGACAAUCUACGAAUUAUUUACUACCCAAUAACAAAAUGUUAUUAACUGAUACUAAUGAACAUUACUUUCAUUGGAGCUUACAAUAUUACAAAACGAAUCAUUUAUGCUUUGGCAACUUAUUUUCCCAUUGUAACGAAAGGUAAAUACGAAAUUUGAGAGUGAUCACCGAUAUUACUGAUUAAUAAUUUUAACAUUUAAUUGAUAAAUUUGUUAAAUAAACUUUUGUUCGUUGUCUCGGUCACACUGUUGUACAGUUAAAUUCGCCACGUUAAAAUUUACUCUGCUAUAGAAUAAAAUAUUCACGCUAGAGGGAGUCACAAGCUCCUAUACUAUACCAGUUCACACAGCCGUAACGCAAGAAAUUUGUAGUGCUUGAAGAAUUUCUUACAUUUAUGUGUUUAAUGUAAGAGAAAAUAGAUUAUCCAGAGAUAUAUGUUAAGUGAAUUAACAGUGCAUUAUAUACAGAUUCAUUGAAUUAGUUCAUUGUUGUACAUAACAAAAAUUUAUACUUCCCUAUGAAUUUACUUACAGUCCAUUUUUCCAAGCAACUAAGAUUGCUCUUCUAUAAUAACAUUAAUGAUAUAAUUAGACGAUAUAAUCAUGCAUCAAAUAAAAAGUAUACUACAUCAACAACAAUCAAAUCAGAAAAAUUUCCAGAUUAUAAAAUAAUUUAUAUGUUUCCUUAUGCCAUAUAUCCUUAUAUUUUAAAUAAACUGAAGCGAAAUUACACAAUUGGUGUAGGUGCACUUAUACCGGUGACUGUAUCUUUACAAAUGUUAGAUUUCAUGUCAUCCAUGGAAAAUUUAAGUUUUACAGCUUGUAAUUGUUUGUUAGUCCUUAUGUUACAUACUAUUGGUUUUACAUGUAAUAAUUUAGUUGGAACAAUAUAUAUGAAAGAUAAAGAUGACUUAGAAAAUCAAGAUGUUAUAAUAUCAUAUAUAAAUUAUUGGGGUAAAAGAAUAGAUUUAAAGACAACUGUCGAUGAUAUUAUUCCUUUCACAGAAAAUAUGAGGAAUACUUCUAAUUCGCUAUAUAAAAUCUUAAGCACAAAGUCUUGUAAACAAAAAUUGAAAGUGUAUAUAAAAUAUGGAAAAAUCACAGAAGAAGCUAGUUUUUCCAAUAUUUUUGGAUAAUCUUUAACAAUAUUUAUUCCCUUGAUUAAAUAAAUAUUAUUACUGCAAAUAAAAAGCAAAUUUACUUUUAUGCUUUUUUCUACAACCACCUAUAAUGUGCAUAAGCUCGAUUUGCUUCACAUUGCUUAUGUAAAUCAUGUUUCUUUUUAAUAACUCGUCCCUGCAAAAUAUAUAUUUUAAUUAAAUACAAUUAUAAAAAAAAGUUAAUUAAACAUAAUUUCACAUUCAAAAAGAGGAAUUCGUUUUUAUAAGAAAAAUAAUUUUUUGUCAUAUUAUAUACUAUUUAACACACAUAACAAAUUAAAAAAUUACUAUAAAUAUACUUUAUUGUUCGCAGCAUCAAUGAUCUCUUUUGCCAAUACAUUAGGAAAUUUUUCGGCAUUCCCCUUGUCUUGUGCACAUUUAAUUAGCCAAUUCAUAGAUAAAAAUCGAGCUCUAUUUUCAUUCAUCGGUACAGGAACCUAUAUAUAUUAAUUUCUUAUAUUACAAAUUUCAAAUACCUAUUUAAUAAAUUAUUUAUUUAAUAAAAAUUACAUUUGUAUGUGUACCUGAUAAGAUAUUCCACCUCUAUAUAUUUUCCGUAGCUCUAAAAUAGGUGUACAAUUUUCUACAGCUUGAUACAAAAUUAUUUUUGGAUCCAAUAUGAUAUUUUCUCUAUGUUCAGGUGGGCUAUUAUAAUAUUCAUCCAAUUUUAUUAUCUUAA
Molecule: messenger RNA, 2501 nt
Organism: Bombus terrestris (buff-tailed bumblebee)
Lineage: Eukaryota; Metazoa; Arthropoda; Insecta; Hymenoptera; Apidae
Product: transmembrane protein 186
Exons: 2
Coding region: 1181-1798 (205 amino acids)
Cellular component (GO): mitochondrion
Source: RefSeq, a predicted model, not a curated record